Sinocyclocheilus anshuiensis is the source of this 2318-nucleotide messenger RNA. Its product is annotated as guanine nucleotide exchange factor VAV3-like. Lineage: Eukaryota; Metazoa; Chordata; Actinopteri; Cypriniformes; Cyprinidae. The transcript has 23 exons. Gene Ontology annotation, molecular function: protein binding; guanyl-nucleotide exchange factor activity. Gene Ontology annotation, biological process: cell migration; regulation of GTPase activity; intracellular signal transduction. The record is from RefSeq and is a predicted model, not a curated record. Bases 228 to 2318 code for a protein of 696 amino acids. Gene Ontology annotation, cellular component: plasma membrane; cytoplasm.
GAGAGAACGAUAGAGAGAGAGGAGGGGAGAGCGAAAAUAAGAGGUGAAAGAGCGAGUGAGGAGAGCAGCAACACACGGAUCAGUCUCUCUCCGCUGGUGCUCCAACCCUGGAAACACCAUCCAGUCAUUACAUCGCCCGCGAUUCUGCUAUGCGCAACGGACGUGGAGACGCCAUUUGCGCUUUGGUUUUGGAUUGGUGUUAAAUCUUUUACUGUGCAUCACUGGACAUGAUGGAGCAUUGGAGACAAUGUGCGUUAUGGCUGAUCAAUUGUAAGGUGCUGCCACCGAACCAUCGGGUAACAUGGGAGUCCGCUCAGGUGUUCGACCUGGCGCAGACCCUGCGGGAUGGGGUCCUCCUGUGCCAGCUUCUCAACAACCUGAGACCCCAGUCACUCAACCUGAGGGAGAUCAACCUGAGACCUCAGAUGUCACAGUUUCUCUGCUUGAAGAACAUCAGGACAUUUUUGCACGCCUGCUCAGAGAUAUUCGGCAUGAAGAAGAGCGAGCUGUUUGAGGCUUUCGAUUUAUUUGACGUUCGAGAUUUCGGAAAGGUUAUGGACACACUGUCCAAACUCUCUCAUACACACAUUGCACAGCAGACUGGAAUAAGGCUGUUUCCCACAGAAGAGAGUGUUGAGGAUGAAGACAUUUAUAACCAUCUAGAGGAUCUGAUAGAUGAGAAUGGUGUUGAGGAUGAGGAAGAUCUCUACGACUGUGUGUAUGAUGAUGAUGAGGGAGGAGAGGUGUAUGAAGAUCUGAUGAAGGUUGAGCUGGUACAACCGCAGAAACAGGCCGAGACGGACAUCAGAAGCUGUUGUCUGAUGGAAAUCAAACAGACUGAGGAGAAAUACACAGAGUCACUGGACUCCAUAGAGAAAUUCUUUAUGAAGCCUCUGGGACAGUCACUGUCCAGUGUGGAGAUUGAAAAAGUGUUCAUCAAUAUACCAGACCUUGUGAAGGUGCACACGAGUCUUCUGAGAGAGGUCCAGGAUUCAGUGCUCAUGCAUAACGCCAGUAACCUGUUUCAGAUCUUUAUAAAAUACAAAGAAAGAUUAGUCCUGUAUGGGAAAUACUGCAGUCAAGUAGAAUCAGCCAUUGCGUGUUUGGAUGACAUCUGUAAGAACAGAGAGGACGUCAGGCAGAUGUUAGAGUUAUGUUCCAAACGAGCCAAUAACGGGAAGUUUACUCUGAGAGAUCUUCUGGUGGUUCCGAUGCAGAGAGUCCUGAAGUAUCAUCUACUUCUACAGGAACUGGUGAAACACACCCAUGAUGCCACAGACAAGAGUAAUUUACGGCAAGCGCUGGAUGCCAUGAAGGAUCUGGCUCAGUAUGUCAACGAGGUGAAGAGGGACAUCGAGACUCUACGAGACAUCGACCAGUACCAGAAAUCUAUAGAAAACCUUAAUCAGUCUCUCCGUAACUACGGGAGACCGAAAGGUGACAGCGAAGUGCGAGUAGCUUCAGUCGACAAACGAGCCAAACAAGACAGGCACAUCUUUCUGUUCGACGCUGCCGUGAUCGUAUGCAAACGACGAGGAGAUAACUAUGAGAUGAAGGAGGUGAUUGACCUCCACUCCUUCAAGAUCACCAACAACCCUACCUCAGAAAGAGAAAACCGAAAGUGGUGCCACGGAUUCUACCUCACACACAAUCAGGGUCAGAACGGCUUCGAGUUCUUUUUUAAAACCAAGGAAGUGAAGAAGAAAUGGCUGGAGCAGUUUGGCAUGGCAUUAUCGAACAUCUGUCCAGAGAGCGGGAAAAGUAAUUUCCACGAGUUCCGCAUGCACACCUUUGAGACAACCACAUCCUGCAGCUCGUGUAAAAUGCUGCUGAGAGGAGUCUUCUAUCAAGGCUACCGCUGCUCCAAAUGUGGUGCUGGCGCCCAUAAGGAAUGUCUUGGUAGGGUGGAUGUUUGUGUCAGCAGUGCCGAUUCCAGCUCUUUCGGAUCUCAGAUUGGAAAAACACCCGGUCGUGGAGGAGACACAGGUCUCCCUAAGAUGAUGGUCAUCCGUAAUUACUAUGGGGUUCCAAGCCCCCUCUGUGGCCCACCGCUCAACAUCCAGGUUGGUGAUGUCAUCGAGGUGAUAGAGGCAAACGUCCGUAGCUGUUGGUGGAAGGGUAAAGUCCUGGCAACUAAAGAGGCUGGCUUCUUUCCAAGCGACGCAGUGAAGCCUUGCCCAUGUGUACCCAAACCUGUUGACUACUCUUCUCAGCCUUGGACUAAUGGAGACGCCCCACCCCUCACUAUCGACCCCUUCUCCCUGCAUGAAAAGCUCUUUGCCCCAUGCAUUACUAUGGCAGCUCCCCAUAGGGGAUAG